This is a messenger RNA of Endocarpon pusillum Z07020, 837 nucleotides long. RefSeq lists its product as uncharacterized. The coding region runs from base 1 to 837 and encodes 278 amino acids. The record is from RefSeq and is a predicted model, not a curated record. The transcript has a single exon. Lineage: Eukaryota; Fungi; Ascomycota; Eurotiomycetes; Verrucariales; Verrucariaceae.
AUGGCUGAACCCGAGGUCGAAAUAUCCGCAAGCGCAGAACCGGAUGUCGAAAUGGCCGUGGCAGGUGCAGAAGAAGAAGCAGUAGAUGGGGAGAAUGGCGAUAUUGGUGGCCCCUUUGGGGAAGACGACGCAGAACGAUCGAACCCGCAGACAGUCUUUCUGGAGUACCUGCGAUCACCUAUUGUCGAGCUUAUGGUCGGCUCUGGGGACGAGGCAACACUCCUGACGGCGCAUCAGGCUCUCGUCACGCAAAGUCCGUACUUCGCAGAAAAGCUUGCGGACCACUCAGAAGGCACGCGACGCUUGGACUUGCCUAAAGAAUCUCUCGACGCUGUUGGCUGUUUUCUUCAAUACCAAUACACUGGAGAGUACUUCCCUCGACGAGUCGCAUCGAACCCCGAUGGCCUUGAAGCCGACCCCUCCGUUCCGCCCGUCGACGAUACUGGCGCACAGCUGCUGAAGCACGCUCGCGUCUACACCCUAGCUGAAAAGCUCGGUAUGCCAGAGCUCAAGACCCUUGCUCACUCCAAGAUCCACAGGAUCAAUUCAACAGCGGUCGGCGAGAUCGCGUACGCUCGUUAUGUCUAUGGCAACACACCGUCCACCGAUGACACCAUCCGUAAACCCGUUGCCGCGUUUUGGGCUACCAGAAGUCAUGUUCUCAGGCAUGAAGCGGAGCAGGAGUUCAGGCAGAUGUGCUUGGAGUUUCCACAAUUCGGAUUCGAUGUCCUGAGCCUCGUGCUUGAUCAGAGGGAAAAAAGGAGUGCUGCGCGAGACGACGAGACGCCGAUGAAAGGCAGCUCGAGGAAACGGAUGAGACCUUCGGUUCAAAUAUAA